Lagenorhynchus albirostris (white-beaked dolphin) is the source of this 1916-nucleotide messenger RNA. It is a transcript of the gene COQ10B, whose product is annotated as coenzyme Q10B. The record is from RefSeq and is a predicted model, not a curated record. Gene Ontology annotation, cellular component: mitochondrion. The transcript is spliced from 5 exons. Gene Ontology annotation, molecular function: ubiquinone binding. Bases 257 to 991 code for a protein of 244 amino acids. NCBI's taxonomy places the organism in Eukaryota, Metazoa, Chordata, Mammalia, Artiodactyla, Delphinidae. Gene Ontology annotation, biological process: cellular respiration; ubiquinone biosynthetic process.
GCGGAGAGGGGUGCGUCUAGGCGGCCCUGCGCUCCCUUUGAUUGGCCGGCAGGAUGACGAACGCAUUUACAGUCGGCCCUGCGGUAGUGGGAGCGUGCGUCAGCUUUGCACAAUCGGGGAAGGAGAAGGGGCGUGUCUGACCGCUCAGGGGGCCCGCCGAUUGGCUGGAUGGCGGGGGCGCCGGGUGGCCCGGGCCGCCGGAGGAGGGCGGUGCCGUGGGCCUGGUCCCGGCUUACUGGCGACCGGUUUUAGUCAGAUGAUGAUGGCAGCUCGGACCGGUCAGAGGGCCUUGAAAAAGGUGGUCUCGCGAUGCCGUCCGAAGUCGGCGGCAGCGACCGGAGCCCCGGUUCCUGUGCAGGGGCCUGCGCGGAACGUCAGAUAUUUAGCUUCCUGUGGUAUACUGAUGAGCAGAACUCUUCCACUACAUACCUCAGUUUUGCCUAAGGAGAUACAUGCAAGAACUUUCUUCAGAAUUGCUGCACCAUUAAUAAACAAAAGAAAAGAAUAUUCAGAGAGGAGAAUUAUAGGAUAUUCUAUGCAGGAAAUGUAUGAUGUAGUAUCAGGAAUGGAGGAUUACAAGCAUUUUGUUCCUUGGUGCAAAAAAUCAGAUGUAAUAUCAAGGAGAUCUGGAUACUGCAAAACACGAUUAGAAAUUGGGUUUCCACCUGUAUUGGAGCGCUAUACAUCAGUGGUAACCUUGGUGAAACCACAUUUGGUAAAGGCAUCCUGUACUGAUGGGAAGCUCUUCAAUCAUUUGGAGACUGUAUGGCGUUUUAGCCCAGGUCUUCCUGGCUACCCAAGAACUUGUACUUUGGAUUUUUCAAUUUCUUUUGAAUUUCGCUCACUUCUACACUCUCAGCUUGCCACAUUGUUUUUCGAUGAAGUUGUAAAGCAGAUGGUAGCUGCCUUUGAAAGAAGAGCAUGUAAGCUGUAUGGUCCAGAAACAAAUAUACCUCGGGAAUUAAUGCUUCAUGAAGUUCAUCACACGUAAAGAGAAAAAGGAAAUGGUCACCUACUUGUAACUAGUUUAUUCACUUUUAGGAAGUACUUUCAUCAUUUGCUUUCAGAAGUCAGAAAGCAGUUGUCAAACCAGCUUUGGUUAUAAACCCGUACCAUUGAAAAUUUGCACUUGGAAUAUGGAACCACGUGUACAUAGAAUUCAAUCAAGUGUAAUUCAGAGUAAUAUGUAUAUUAGCAUAUUUACAAUAAUGGGAUGUCAUCACUAUUGCUAGAAUACUGACAUCACUCUUCUGAACAGAAAUUGAAACUGUAAAUUUAAACCUUUUAGUUAUCACCUCACCUGAAAGAGGUUGGUUGAGAUACUCAUGCAGUGUGUAUUAUAUUAACCAUAUCACUUUUAAGUUAUUAAAUUCAGACUAUUUAUAACUUAUUGUCUUAGGGUCUGCCUCAUGGCUUAGAAUAUUUGAGUAAUCAUCAGAUGUUUAAAGUAAAAACUUUGACUUAAAAAUACUGUUAAUGAAGGUUCCGUGGCACUUUUCUUAUUUUUAAAUUGUUCUUGUGGGUAGUAGUAGAUAAUUCGCUGUUAUACUGAGGUUAGCUUCCAGAUAGUGAUUUUUCUUUUUUUUUUUUUGGUGAGUGGUCCAGAGUUUUAAGCUACUUUUCUCAUAGUUUGCAGCCCUCUCCCCGGUACUUUGACUGCUCUUUCAAAAAUGCUGUUUGCGUGUCAAAUUUUGUCUACAGCAGUGGGCAGUACAUGAGGAUAAUAAGUUGGUGUCCAAUUUUGUCUACAACAGUGGGCAGUAGAUGAAGAUAAGUUGGUUGAGAUGUCUCCAGCACCAUGCAUCCUUAUUUUCUAUUGUGUGUACUCACUUUCAGUAAUGCAUUUCAAACUGAUAUUUUUGUAAACAAAUCAAUGUAAGGAUUGAAGUGGUAACUUAAUAAAGUUAAUUUGUUUA